This is a messenger RNA of Trichobilharzia regenti, 2061 nucleotides long. The record is from the annotation of a GenBank genome assembly. NCBI's taxonomy places the organism in Eukaryota, Metazoa, Platyhelminthes, Trematoda, Strigeidida, Schistosomatidae.
AGGAAACAGAACCUGGAAUUCUGUCGAGCGUUGGUUGUCUUUCUUGAAAAAUGUAGCAGUUCGUUUUGUGAGCUCCUCUGGUGUUUCACUGUUUUGUCUAGUUUUGCAAGAUGUUUUGGUGGACCAUUUUACGAUGGGUUCCUAAGUAUUUGGUUGUAAUUAUCUGUCUGUUUUCAAUGUUUCACUUCGUAUCCAAUAGUUACAAGUCAGAUUAAUACAGAAAGUGAACCUAACACUGGGACACUGAAAUUAGAAAAUUUAGGUAGUAUUCCAACUUUCUACCUGCAGACAAAGUGUAGUUUACCUUUAUUAAAGUGUCUAUAGAAUCCCUGUAUCCAUCUAGUUACUCUAAGAUUGUUGAUCUCCGUGGAAACUAUGAAGUGUAUCCUCAAAUCAAUUUACAAUAAGAAGUUUGAUUAAUCAAUUAAUUAUGUGUUCGUCUUCAAUGCAAUCAGGUCCUUAUAUAUUCGUUAUAUUUUACUGUAACUGCAUAUUAAAAUUCAAUGGGGACAUAGGAAAUUAUUAUUAUGGUCAGGGGCAUCCAAUGAAGCCACAUCGCAUAAGGAUGACACACAAUCUUCUUUUGAACUAUGGUCUUUAUAGAAAGAUGGAAGUUUAUCGACCUUCCAAAGCUUAUAGUGAAGAUAUGACGAGAUUUCAUAGUGACGAAUAUGUUAAGUUCCUGAGAAAUAUUAGACCAGAUAACAUGCAUGAAUUCAACAAACAAAUGCAACGCUUUAAUGUUGGAGAAGAUUGUCCAGUUUUUGACGGGCUCUUCGAGUUUUGUCAGUUGUCUGCAGGGGGUUCAAUUGCUGGGGCCAUCAAACUUAAUAAACAACAAACUGACAUAGCUAUUAAUUGGGGUGGCGGUCUUCAUCAUGCAAAGAAGUCUGAGGCUUCUGGAUUUUGCUAUAUAAACGAUAUCGUGAUCGGUAUAUUAGAACUCUUAAAAUAUCAUCAAAGAGUCCUUUACGUGGAUAUCGAUAUUCAUCAUGGAGACGGUGUUGAAGAAGCUUUCUAUACAACUGACAGAGUAAUGACUGUUAGUUUUCACAAAUAUGGAGAAUAUUUCCCUGGUACUGGGGAUCUAAAGGAUAUUGGUGCUGGUCGUGGUAAAUAUUAUGCCGUCAACUGUCCUUUAAGAGAUGGUAUGGAUGAUGACUGCUAUGAGCGGAUCUUUAAACCGGUCAUUACAAAAGUUAUGGAAACUUUUAGACCUGGAGCUGUCGUCUUACAGUGUGGUGCUGACUCACUGAGUGGUGAUCGACUUGGAUGCUUUAAUUUAAGCUUGAGAGGUCAUGGGAAGUGCGUUGAGUUCAUCCGUUCAUUCCCUAUACCACUUCUACUUGUUGGAGGUGGUGGUUAUACCAUUCGAAACGUUGCCAGAUGUUGGACUUUUGAGACGUCUAUCGCUUUAGCAACUGAAUUACCCAAUGAUUUACCUUACAAUGAUUAUUAUGAGUAUUUUGGACCUGAUUUCAAGCUUCAUAUUAGUCCCAGCAAUAUGGCUAAUCAAAAUACAAAUGAAUACUUAGAGCAUAUAAAGGCGAAAUUAUUUGAAAACUUGCGAAUGAUACCACACUCGCCUAGUGUACAAAUGCAAGAUAUUCCGGAUGAUAUUGUGAAUCUGGAGGAGAAUGAAGCUGUUGCCAGAGAUCUAGCUGACCCGGACAAGAGAAUUUCAAUUAUGGCUGCUGAUAAAGCUGUUAUGCCCAACAAUGAAUUUUUCGAUGACCCAGAGGAGGGUUCAGGAUUAGGAGGUGCUACUCUACGGUCUGGUAAAUCUGCUGCUCGUGAUAUUCAAAACCACCGAGAUCAACCUAAGCGGGCGCGUACCGACGAAGAUGCAAACUCAGGCAGCAGUAAAACAAGCAAUAAGGAAGGAAGUGGGUCAAAGAAACCAGAUGCUAGUGGUGACAAGCGUUCUGAUUCAAAACAUGAUUUUGUGGAUAAGAUGGAAGUUGAUGUAGCCAAAAAGUCAAAUGGUUUAGCAGAACCAGAACGAGCCGCUAACUAACUGAAAUUACUCUUCCAUAUUUUCAUAUAUAUAUAUAUAUAUAU